CUUCACACAGCACAGUUUCACUUAAGUCUCAAAUCAUCAGCAGUUAUACUUCAAUAAAAUCCACAUCCAUGAGACAUUUUAACAAAUCUGCUUUCAGCAAAUUUACACUGAUUUCACCAUUAUCUCAUUUCUGCUUUGUUUCCCCAGGGAACUGAUCUUAUUUUAAUGAAGAGAUGAAGACAAAAGAGCAAAUCAUUAUUUUCAUUUGUUUGUUACAAGGUGUUUGGUGUGGAGAUUGGAACAUCAGUCUGCCAGAGAAGAUUGAAGCUCUGAGUGGAUCCUGUGUGACCAUAAACUGCACAUUUACUAUUAAUAACACAUAUGACACAUAUCUCACUGACAGUGCUGCAGGAGUGUGGUAUAAAGAUGGACAUGAAGAAAACAACAAAAUUGUGUUUAACUCCAGCAACUCAAAUUUACUUUUAAAAGGGAAGAUAACUGGAAAAUUAAAACACAAGGACUGUACUACCAAUUUAUAUGAUGUAACUUCAAAUCACAAUGGCAAAUUUUACUUCAGGAUUGAGGGUAGUGGUCCACUAAAAUAUACCUAUGCACAAAAAUCUGCUUUAAUAAAUGUGACUGCCUCUCCCCCCAAUCCCACAGUGAAGAUGUUUAAGGAUCAGAUGGAGGUUCAGGUUCAGGAGGUGUUAGAGGGGAGCUCUAUGUGUCUGCGCUGCUCUGCUAAGACUCUCUGCUCCUCUUCUCCACCAACUCUCACAUGGAGCUCCACUGACAGACUCCACCUCAAUGAGAGCAGCAGACUACAGCUGGAUCAACAGAAUCAAACUGAGAUCAUCUCUGAUCUGAACUUCACUGCUACUCACCUUCAACAUGGAGUCACUUUUAUCUGCACUAUAACCUACCAGAUACAACAGAGGAUCACAACAGCACAGAACAACAUCACAUUACGUGUUCAGUAUGCUCCUAAAACCACAUUAGUGUCUGUGUUUCCAUCUAAAUCUGUACUGGAGGGCAGUUCAGUGACUUUGAUCUGCAGCAGUGACGGAAAUCCAGCAGUGUUCAACUACACCUGGUACAGAGAGAAUGGAGGACUGCUGGAGGAGCUGCAGACUGGAUAUAAUCUCACCUUCAAUGUGACUGAUCGUACACACACAGGACGCUACUACUGUCAAGCUCAAAACCAACAUGGCACCCAAAACACAUCAGUGUUGCUGGACAUUCAGUAUGCUCCUAAAAACACCUCAGUGUCUGUGUUAUCUAACUCUGUACUGGAGGGCAGUUCAGUGACUUUGAUCUGCAGCAGUGAUGGAAAUCCAGCAGUGUUCAACUACACCUGGUACAGAGAGAAUGAAGGACGGCUGGAGGAGCUGCAGACUGGAUAUAAUCUCACCUUCAAUGUGACUGAUCGUACACACACAGGACGCUACUACUGUAAAGCCAAAAACCAACAUGGCGCCCAAAACACAUCAGUGUUGCUGGACAUUCAGCAUGCUCCUGAAAACACAUCAGUGUCUGUGUUUCCAUCUAACUCUGUACUGGAGGGCAGUUCAGUGACUUUGAUCUGCAACAGUGAUGGAAAUCCAGCAGUGUUCAACUACACCUGGUACAGAGAGAAUGGAGGAGAGCUGGUGGAGUUGCAGACUGGAUAUAAUCUCACCUUCAAUGUGAUUAAUCGUACACACACAGGACGCUACUACUGUCAAACCAAAAACAAACAUGGCACCCGUAACACAUCAGUGUCGCUGGACAUUCAGUAUGCUCCUAAAAACACAUCAGUGUCUGUGUUUCCAUCUAACUCUGUACUGGAGGGCAGUUCAGUGACUUUGAUCUGCAGCAGUGAUGGAAAUCCAGCAGUGUUCAACUACACCUGGUACAGAGAGAAUGGAGGACAGCUGGAGGAGCUGCAGACUGGAUUUAAUCUCACCUUCAAUGUGACUGAUCGUACACACACAGGACGCUACUACUGUCAAGCCAAAAACCAACAUGGUACCCAUAACAUAUCAGUGUUGCUGGACAUUCAGUAUGCUCCUAAAACCUCAUCAGUGUCUGUGUUUCCAUCUAACUCUGUAUUGGAGGGCAGUUCAGUGACUUUGAUCUGCAGCAGUGAUGGAAAUCCAGCAGUGUUUAACUACACCUGGUACAGAGAGAAUGGAGGACAGCUGGAUGAGCUGCAGACUGGAUAUAAUCUCACCUUCAAUGUGACUGAUCGUACACACACAGGACACUACUACUGUCAAGCCAAAAACCAACAUGGUACCGUUAACGCAUCAGUGUUGCUAGAUAUUCAUUAUCCAACCAAAAUCUAUCUCUUCAGUUGUAACAGAACUAAUGUAACUGUGUGUUUGUGUGAGGCUCAUGGGAAUCCCUCUCCUAAAGUUGACUGGUUUCUAUCUGGACGUCCUCUCAGUAACUCUACAAACACAUUCAUCAGUGAGGAGCGAUUGAACAGCACAGACUUGAGGAGCUUCAUUUCUCUCCAUCAGUCACUUACACACACAGACACUCUGCAGUGUGUCACCAGCAACACUCACGGCACUGCUAGUGAACUGAUUCAACUGGUUUGCAGUCCUCAUGAGACGACUGAUUUCUUAUCAGGUUUCAGUCUUUUCUCUGUGCUGAUCGGAGCUGCUGUUGGAGCUUCAGUAAUGAUGAUCUUGUGUGUCAUCACCCAUCUCUGUAAACGAAAUAAAAACAGCAGAUCCUCAAAGACAAGACGAGAAGAUACAGCUGGACUUAUUCUGACUGACAGGGAGAAUGAAGAACCUGUUUAUGCCAAUAAAGCUGUGUUGUCACCUGCUAAAAAUACUUCAAUGAAUUACCCACAAUCCCUUCAUUAUUCCUCCAUUGACUUCACAAACACCCAAACAGAGUCAGAAGAGAUCAGAGGCGUCUCCUCACUUACUGCUGUCUAUGCUGAUGUCCGACAUUCAGGACAAGAGGAAGCAAGAAGCUUCAUGGGAAGCAUUGACCCUCUGCCCAACAGCAACAUAUCAACAGUUGAGACAGCAGACAGUAAAGCAAGAGAUCCACAAUUUACCAUCAGUACAGACACUGAGCAAACUCAGUCAAAGAAAACAGAUUUGCAGUCAGAUGAAGUUUCUGAUCUUUACGCACAAGUAAAAUAUUGCCAUCCAAAGAAUAAAAAAUAGGUAACACGGCAUUUUAUGCUAGACAAAUUUUAAAGAGUCUUUAUUCAAAAGAUUUUUAAAGAUAUUUCUACAGAGACUUAUGAUUGUUGUGUCAUAAAAAAUACAUAUGAAGUACAGUAAUCAUAGAUUAAAAUGUAUAUUUGUGUGUAUAUUUUUUUUCUGUAUUUUUGUAGUUGAAAUGGAUUAAUUUUAUGUUUUAAUCUAUGAUAAUUAACAUUUUGUAGGUUUAAAAUAUAUACCACAGGAAUAUGCUGAUGUGUCUAGUUUUAAAGUGUAGGCCUACAUUAUAUAAAACACCCUUAGGGAAAUCAACUGUGUUAAUAAUAGCAAGAUUGACAGAAACUGCAAUGUUUAUAUAUUGUUAACCAUAUUCUCUAACAGCUUGAUUGUUUUGAUUUACUUCAUUUUUUAAUUGUUACAGUGUAUUUUGUGUGAUCUAUGAUUGUGUGUGUUCAUAAUAUCAAUCUAAAAUUAAAGUUAAGUGAAGUUUA
Messenger RNA from Paramisgurnus dabryanus, 3601 nucleotides. RefSeq names its product B-cell receptor CD22-like. The record is from RefSeq and is a predicted model, not a curated record. Lineage: Eukaryota; Metazoa; Chordata; Actinopteri; Cypriniformes; Cobitidae.